CUCCAUUGCUAACCACCCAACGCACCCAGAAGAAGCCCCUCUCUCGCUAACUUGCUCUUAGUACCAUUUCUGCUCUUACGUACGUGCAGCUAGCUAGCUCUCGAUCCAUCUCAGCAGGGAGUACACUAGCUAGUAAACAAUGGCUGCGCAGGGAAGAGGCAGUGCUAAGAACAUGGCCAUUGUUGCAGUCCUCGGCAUGGUGGUUGUGCUGGUGAGCGCCGGCAUGGCAGAGUCGGCGGUGUACAACGUGGGCGACAAUGGCGGCUGGACCUUCAACGCCAACUCCUGGCCCGCCGGCAAGCGCUUCAAGGCCGGCGACGUCCUGGUGUUCAAGUACGACUCGACGGCGCACGACGUGACGGCGGUGAGCGCGGCGGCGUACAAGGCGUGCGCCAAGCCGGCGCGCGCCGCCAAGGUCUACAAGUCGGGCUCCGACCGCGUCACGCUGGCACGCGGCACAAACUACUUCAUCUGCGGCGUGCCGGGACACUGCCAGGCCGGAAUGAAGAUCGCCGUCACCGCCGCGUGAUCUCCCAUCCUCAUCCUCAUCAACGUGUCUGCAUCAUCAUAUAUCGUAUGCUAACAAUUAAAAUAAAAGGGCUUGAUUAAUUCGACCGAGUAUAUGCAAUAUAUGCUCGAUUGAUCAGUGUGUUUUUACCCAUUUGAUUUUUAUUUUGAAUUAAUGUCGUGUGGUAUGAUCAAAUUAGUGAGGGGGCUUGAUUUGUACCGAUCGAUGUAUACGUGAAUAAAAUGGCAUGCUUGGAUGCAUUCCAGUGAUUGACAAUUGUUGAGU
Messenger RNA from Brachypodium distachyon (stiff brome), 793 nucleotides. Its product is annotated as chemocyanin. NCBI's taxonomy places the organism in Eukaryota, Viridiplantae, Streptophyta, Magnoliopsida, Poales, Poaceae. The transcript has 2 exons. Gene Ontology annotation, molecular function: electron transfer activity. Gene Ontology annotation, cellular component: plasma membrane. Bases 140 to 529 code for a protein of 129 amino acids. The record is from RefSeq and is a predicted model, not a curated record.